Morchella sextelata is the source of this 816-nucleotide messenger RNA. RefSeq lists its product as uncharacterized. Bases 1 to 816 code for a protein of 271 amino acids. Lineage: Eukaryota; Fungi; Ascomycota; Pezizomycetes; Pezizales; Morchellaceae. The transcript has 2 exons. The record is from RefSeq and is a predicted model, not a curated record. Gene Ontology annotation, molecular function: protein binding.
AUGGGCAUAAACCUCCCAUAUACGUAUGCCAGAUUCAUCGACUCCGAAAUAUUCACCCUCUUCGCUGGUCAGUCCCGCAAGCCCUUCCACGUGCACAAGCAGCUCCUCGCCGAGAUAUCGCCCGCGCUUAAGAGUCACGUCUUCAACGAUAUGAAGGAGGGCCGCGAGAACUGCAUGGAGAUGGAGCAUGUGACGCCGCAGACAAUGUGCCAGUUUCUGGAGUUUUGCUAUACGGGGGAAUAUUCAGAAUUCGCCGACGAUAUCAUAGAUGGAGAUGGAACUGGGGAGGAGGAGGAGCAGGAGGAGCAGGAGGAGCAGGAGGAGGCGGAGGUGGACCGGAGGGAGUGGGACGCGAUGAUGAUGAGGGAGGUGUGUGGGGAGGUUUUUGUUUGUGACACCGAACCUAAAAUCGAACCCAGAGUCGGAAUUCGAACACUGGUCCCACACGCAAAGCUCUACGUCCUCGGGGACAUGUACAACAUCCCGCGCCUGAAAAGCCGAGCUUAUUGGAAUAUCAAUGAGAUGAUUGAAAAACUAGAAAACAGAGGUCGGUCAACUUGGGUUGCUGAUGUGUAUGUUGACCUGGUGAGAUACGCGUGUGAUAAUCUUCCCGAGCGGGCCGGGGGGGGCGGGGUUGAUCCGCUGGUGGAGUAUCUGGCGGGCUGUGCGGCGUGUAAGCUGGGCUCGCUUUGUGGGAACAAGCGAUUUCUGGAGCUGCUGUCGACGGGGGGUAGGGAGGAUUUUACGAGGGCCUUUUUGGAGCGGGUGAAGUUUAGGGAUGGGGCGACGGUGCAGAGGCCGGAUUUUGGAGAGUAG